AUGGUGCCGCAGAUACUGAAGAACGCCGCUCUGCUGCGUGCCAACCAGGGGGCGGCACUGGGCAUCCUGUCCUGGCUGGGCUUCGCCACGGGCUUCCUGGGCAACAUGCUGCUGCUCUCCUACUUCACCGCUAAGGGGGAGCUCUCUGCGUGCCUCGUGCAGGUAGUGGGAGCAGCCUCCACGGCCAUCCUCCUCUCGCAGGUCUACCUUGCGGGGUUCAUGCCGCCACCAGCCUUCACCGCCGUGGCCGCCUAUCUGCUGCUCGGCUGUGCCGUCAACUGCCUGCGCUUCACCCGCCACUUGCCCCAACCGCUGUGGGACACGUGGCAGGACGUGAUUGGCGUUCUGGGCCUCGCCGUGCUGCCACAGGUCAUCUGGUCCACCUUCUCCUCUGUCAGCACGAAGCUUCCAGGAACCAUCUCAGCGGUGGGCGGGCUACUGUUCAUAGCGGCCAUGCGGAGGGGGCUGGUGGGGCAGCCGUGGCGGGACAGGUGGCAGCUGCUGAGUGGCUGGACCGCCACGCUGCUCUUCAUGGUCAUGCCCGUGGCUCAGCUGCAGGUGUGCUUCACGCGCCCCGACCAGCUAGCAGGCAUGUCAGCACUCUCCUCGCUGCUGGGCAUAGUGGGCAAUGGUCUCAUGGUGCCGCGGGCACUUUUCACACGCGACUUCAUCUGGUUCCUGGGUUGUUCCUGGGGCUGCAUUCUCAUGGGCUGGGGUGUUCUCCUCGCCAUGGCCCUCCACCGCUUCUACCCGCCUCGUCUCUUCAUGGCUGUCUCACUUGCGCUUAUCAGCUAUCUUGCUGUUGUCUUCAAAUUUGAUGCCGAUGCCCAUGGCUGCACUCCUGUGCUUGGUUCUAUCUCUGGGUUGCUAAAUGGUGCAGCUUGA
Closterium sp. Naga37s-1 is the source of this 885-nucleotide messenger RNA. NCBI's taxonomy places the organism in Eukaryota, Viridiplantae, Streptophyta, Zygnematophyceae, Desmidiales, Closteriaceae. The record is from the annotation of a GenBank genome assembly.